Rotaria sp. Silwood1 is the source of this 561-nucleotide messenger RNA. NCBI's taxonomy places the organism in Eukaryota, Metazoa, Rotifera, Eurotatoria, Philodinida, Philodinidae. The record is from the annotation of a GenBank genome assembly.
AUGUGUUAUCCUAUGGUUAUAGCACGUUUUCUAAUGACAAAUGCAAUUAAUCAAUUAUUUGAACAUCAAAAUCAAAAUGCUAGUACACAUUUAAUAAUUGAUUAUCUUGAUUUAAUAAAAAAAAUGAUUCAAUUACUUCGUUAUUCAAAUUUAUUUGAUUUUGAUCAAUUAUUAAUUUCAACUCAAAUUGGAUCUUUAGAAAAAAACUUGUGUUAAUAUUACAUAUCUUUAUGUGAACAUGGUGAUCUACAUUUACGUGGUGCAUGUGCAAAUUUACUUGUUACACUAAUUCAAACAACAAUUCAUCUUUUAACACUAUCAUCAUUAUCAAAUUCUUUUAUUAAUCAAUGUUCACUUGUAUCAACUGAUUCACAAGAUAGUUCAAGAUUAUAUGUCUUAAUGAUAAUAAUGCACGUUCAUGCAUCUACAAUCAUAGGAAUUGAAUUAUUGAAAGAUUCUAUUCAACAUAGUACAAGUUCCUGUGUUCUUGCUAAAUUUGCUCUAGCUCAACUUAUAGAUGAUAUUGAUUUUCGAAUAUUAACUUAUCUUGAACAACAAUAA